GCCGCAAUUAACCUAAAUUCGCAGCUAUGCAACGCGACCGUCAAUUUUUUUGUUGCAAUAUAAACACGUUCUAACCGCAAAACACGACGUAUUCAGUGCACAGUCAUAACACAGUCGAGCCCUGCAAACAAGCAUGGCUCAAAGCGGUGGAUUUGUAUGGUUAUUUUUGUUUUACAGUUUAAGUCUCGUCUGCUUGGUUGACAGGUGUCAGGCAUUCUAUCCUCGAAUCGUAAAUGGCACACAAGCUAAUGAAGGCGAAUUUCCUUUUGUGGUCUCACUACGGCAUCCUCGGAAUAGGCAACAUUUUUGUGCUGGAACACUUAUACAACCGCAAUGGGUUUUAACGGCAGCUCAUUGUUUAAUGUACACCAAGAAACCCGAAGAACUGAUCGUACAAUAUGGCACAAAUGAACUGAAGCCAACAAAAUCAAAACUGAUGAAUGUCAGUGAAAUAAUACGACAUGAGGGAUAUAGUCACACCAUAGCAAUACACGAUCUGGCGCUAUUGAAGUUGGAAAGUGCGAUCAAAGACGUGAACUUGGUCACACUCGCUGGGGAUGAAGGUUGCUCCGAAGUUAAACCAAAAGAAGCGUCCUUAUUGUUUGUCGGUUGGGGUUUAAACGAGACUCAAGGUUCCCUGCAACAGCAAUUGCAAAAGGUAGAACUGGAGUUAAUCUCGCGCGAAGAAUGCCGAGAGCGCACAGAAUCACAACUUUAUAGCACAAAUAUAUGCGCUCUAGCACCUGAAGGUACUCGGCAGGGACAAUGCAAUGGUGACUCGGGUGGACCGCUACUCAUGGGUAAACAACAAAUUGGCAUCGUUUCGUGGAGUCUAAAGCCAUGUGGCACAUAUCCUGGUGUAUUUACUAAUGUUGCUUGUUAUAGGAAGUGGAUUUUAGGUAAUAUAAGUGGGGAAAAUAUGAUAAGAAAGAAAAUAAAAUAAUAUAAUAAAUAAAAAAAUAUUAGAAAAAUUAAAAAAAAAAAAUUAUAAAAAAUAAAAAAAGAAAAAUAAAAAAAAAGAAUAAAUAAAAAAUGAAUUUAAAUCGUCGCUAAAUCAUCACUUUAUUUGUCGUUAACAUUUUUAAAAUCCCCAAUUAUAAUUGUCUAUAUAUGUAUUAUAGUUAAGUAUGUAUGUAUGUAAGUAAAAUCGUAUAAAUAUAAAAUAUGCAUGUAGCGUUUCGGUAAGCGUAUAUAAUCACAUAUUUUUUCGUUAUUUUCUAGCUAUAAAUAUAU
Messenger RNA from Zeugodacus cucurbitae (melon fly), 1233 nucleotides. Its product is annotated as trypsin-1. The record is from RefSeq and is a predicted model, not a curated record. Gene Ontology annotation, molecular function: serine-type endopeptidase activity. The transcript has 3 exons. The coding region runs from base 134 to 943 and encodes 269 amino acids. Lineage: Eukaryota; Metazoa; Arthropoda; Insecta; Diptera; Tephritidae. Gene Ontology annotation, biological process: proteolysis.